GACGUCACGGAGGGAGCAGGCAGGAGCCAGGAGCCGCUCGGGGAAGAGUUCGGGACCUGUCGUAUUUUUCUCCCACGCAAAAGAAGAAAAAUUAAUUUAUCCGUUCCUGUUCACGAUGUCGGGGCUUGACAGCAACCCGUUCGCUGACCCGGUGGACGUGAACCCCUUCCAGGAUGCCUCAGUCACACAAGCUAUCGGCGGGGUCCAUGAAACCACCGGAGAGUAUAACCCGUUCACCGCAAAUGAAAUGGGAAAGUUCACUGGGACAACCAUCCCAGUCUCUAAAGCCUCCUCAUCACAACCUGCUGUACUUCCGACUUCUGUGGAGCAAAGUCCACAAGCUACGGCAGCAGCUGCUCAGGCUAAUCUGGUCAGGCAGCAGGAGGAGCUGGAGAGGAAAGCCGCAGAGCUGGAGCGAAAGGAGCAGGAGCUGCAGAACAGGAGCAGCAGAGUCUCCAACCCAGGAGCUAAAGAAAACAACUGGCCGCCUCUUCCAAGGUUCUUUCCCAUAAAGCCGUGCUUCUAUCAGAACUUUGAGGAGGAUAUCCCAGAAGACUACCGCAGAAUAUGCAAGAGAAUGUACUACCUCUGGAUGUUCCAUAGCGCCACCCUGUUCCUCAACAUCCUGGCUUGCCUGGCUUACUUCACCGCUGACGCUGCUAAAGGUGUGGACUUCGGUCUGUCCAUCCUGUGGUUCAUCCUCUUCACCCCUGUGUCUUUUGUCUGCUGGUACAGGCCGGUUUACAAAGCCUUCAGGUCUGACAGCUCCUUCAGCUUCUUUUUCUUCUUUUUUGUUUUCUUCUUCCAAGUGGCAGUGUACAUUAUCCAAUCAGUGGGCAUUCCCUCAUGGGGAAACAGUGGAUGGAUCUCAUCAAUUAGCAUGAUUCGUACGAACUUGGCAGUUGCCGUGGUUAUGAUGGUAGUGGCUGGUUUUUUCACCGUCAACGCUGUGUUGGGUGUCAUCCUGCUGAAAAUGGUCCACUCCAAGUACAGAAAUUCAGGUGCCAGCUUCUCCAAGGCUCAGCAGGAGUUUUCCCAGGGAGUCCUGACCAACCGCACCUUCCAGAGCGCCGCCGCUAGUGCUGCCACCUCUGCUGCCACUUCUGCUGCCCAGGGGGCCUUCAGCAAUAACCAAGGGAAUUAAACUGCUCCAGAAAAUUACCUGGAGGACUCAGGCUAGUAUUUUCUAACCAGCAAGCCGUGACUACAUGUAAACAGUACGAUUAGUUGUACGGAACAGACUUUGAUCAUUUUACAGAAAUUUGCCAAAAGAACAAUCAGAAACUCACAAAAUGGCAUUAUGACGUGUAUAAAUUCUGCAUCUCAAACACAGCUAAAACAAGAAUGUUGACGCAAGCAUGCCUUGAACAUGGCCUGGUAGUUUUGACAUUUGAGACUGCCUUUUAUCAGUGUGCAAUAUGUUGGAAUGUGCAGCCAUCUGAAGCUGGUUUAAAACAAAUUAGCCAAACCAAAACGAGGCCUUAAGAACAAACCUGAUAUUAGUGUAUGAUUAUUAAUGAGUUGAACUUCACCAUAUAGCAUCCAGAGCCUAUCCACCUUAUUCCUAGCCCCCAUUAGGCUUUGCGUGAUUUAUGAGCGCGACUUCCGGCGCAAACCGGAACCACCAUUUGUUUACAUGAUAGCAACUCGUUAACCGGCGUUCGUCAGAGCUUUUAGGCUAUAAAAUAUAUGGGAACAUCAACCAUCACAGCUUAAAUGUGGCAAUAUUGUUUUACCGCUACCUACAGCUAUUGCGGGGAGGGAUGGCGACUUGAAGAAAAGGCCGCAAAUAACCCACACUAGCAUAUUUAGCUACUUCACUGACUCGGUUGCUUCGGAGAUGCUGGUUUUCUUCCAUUGGCUUUUUGUACACACAAUGAAAUGAGCACACAUAGAGCAUUUUGGGUUCUCUCUUCAAGUUUAGAAUUUUUAGCCAAAUUCUUUUUGUUUGCUUAUCUGUCGGUAGGUGAUGACAACUACCGCUUAUCACAGAAACUCUGCCUUUUUGUUUCGGGAGCGCGUUCAAAACACAUUCGCUGCUGCAGCCACAAACUAAAUGUGGUCUGAUAAUUAGAGUACAGCCACGAACAGCACAACAGUUACCUGAGUUCUACAAGAGCAUCUUAAGACACUUUCCAGUGGCAAGCUGCUCUGUAUAACAGGUUAAUGUGUGGUUUGGUUCGGUUCUAGUCCAGUAGGGGAAGAUUAUCCCCUACUGGGCAGCAGUAGCUGCGGUCACUUCUCCGCUGAUUUACAGCGUCACUCAGCAACGGAGAACCUCGAGGUUCUGGUUCUGAUGGACUAAAUAAACCCAGAUAUUUUAUUUUAUCUUACAGAAAUUUAUUGCUGGCCCAAACAUAAUGAUAAAACACACUUGAUGCAGCCACUUCAUGAACUUUAUUAUAUUUUAAAUUUAAAUGAAAAAUAAAAUGCACAUCACACCAAGCUAAUAUUAUGUAGUUCU
Xiphophorus maculatus (southern platyfish) is the source of this 2464-nucleotide messenger RNA. It is a transcript of the gene scamp2l, whose product is annotated as secretory carrier-associated membrane protein 2-like. Gene Ontology annotation, biological process: protein transport. The coding region runs from base 116 to 1144 and encodes 342 amino acids. The transcript has 9 exons. The record is from RefSeq and is a predicted model, not a curated record. Lineage: Eukaryota; Metazoa; Chordata; Actinopteri; Cyprinodontiformes; Poeciliidae. Gene Ontology annotation, cellular component: recycling endosome membrane; trans-Golgi network membrane.